GGUCCAAGCCAUCAUCAUAGGUCUGGCUCACGAGAGUCUGAGGAAAUGUUAAGCACAUUCCUAGUUAUAGUCACCCCAGCGGCAGCCCGGUAACAUCAACCUCACUAUCAGCUUGCUGUAUUUGAGGGAGAGGCACCACCAGUGAUUUGUACUGGAGAGUCGGUUCAAGCUGUUGUGAUAUUCUAGCACACGCCUGGGGGACACUGAGAUACCGAACACUUCAAGGCUAUCUACUGCUGAAAGAUAAAAGCUGCGAGAACACUAUAAUAUUUCCCUACUUCCUAUUACUCUUGCUAACGCCAGCGUUGCUAUCAUCGUGAACACGAUGUUCAUCUUGCUGCUAGUUGUUUCUCUCGUUUCAUUGAUUGACGCUACAUCCGUCUCAUCUCGCUCACAGUCAUACCCACUAUCUCAGCCCGCUGUAACUGGUCCCAAAACUAGAAUGGUCAUAGGUAAUAGACUCAUCGCUCCUGAUGGCUUCCCCCGCAACGCAAGUCUCGUUGAUGGCACAUUUCCUGGACCUUUGGUCACAGCCCAGAAGGGAGAUCACUUUGAUAUUGAGGUGGUCAACAUGCUCAAGGGUGAUGGGAUGUUCGAGUUUACCAGUGUCCACUGGCAUGGUAUUUUCCAGAAUAAGACGAACUAUGCCGAUGGGACGGCCAACGUCACACAAUGCCCCAUCAUGCCGAACCAUUCAUUUUUAUACUCUUUCUCCGCCCAGAACCAGACGGGCACCUACUGGUAUCACAGUCAUUAUUCUGUUCAAUAUUGCGAUGGUGUGAGGGGACCCCUGGUAAUCUAUGAUCCUCAAGAUCCUUAUGCAGACAUGUAUGAUGUUGACGAUGCUAGUACCGUGAUCACGCUUGCCGACUGGUAUCAUGGUGUAUCCCCCGGCUUGCGCAGCCAGGUGACUUUGGCUAAGUCUAUGCUCAUCAACGGACUCGGUCGCUCUGCUCAAAAACCCAAGGCUGAUCUCGCUGUAAUCAAUGUUGAGCAGGGAAAGCGAUAUCGCUUUCGUCUGGUUCAAAUAUCAUGUGACGCCAACGUAUUGUUCUCCAUCGAUGGCCACAACUUAACUGUCAUCGAAGCGGAUGGACAACUGACAGAAUCUCUGGUGGUAGACCAACUCCAGAUUUUUGCAGGUCAGCGCUACUCUGUGGUUCUAGUAGCCGAUCAGCCGGUGAAUAACUACUGGGUGCGCAGUAUUCCUAACUCAAAUGGUACCUACGAUGGUUCUGCCAUCCUACGAUACAAAUAUGCCCCAGAGGUCGAACCGACUACGGUCAAUACUUCAUGCAUGAACCCGUUGAAAGAGACCGAUUUGCAUGCUCUGAUCAAUCCAGGUGCUCCCGGAAAACCAGUGUAUGGUGAUGCAGAUAUCAACCUGACCCUCGAGGUUUCCUUCAAUGCCUCAAGUUUCCAGUGGUCUGUCAAUAAUGUGCCAUUCAAAUCUCCUUACGAUCCUAUCCUAUCCCAAAUUCUUAAUGAGACUGGAGAUGCUUCUCAGCUGCAAACAAAUGGGAGUGUGUACCUUAUCGAGGCCAAUAAAGUGGUAGAGUUGACGAUGAAACUAGGAAUAGCUCCAGGUGGACCUCAUCCUAUACACCUUCAUGGGCAUGCAUUUGAUGUAGUACAGAGCGCGGACAGCAGUACUUUCAACUACGCAAACCCUGUUCGGCGCGAUGUGGUCAGUGCUGGGUCCGAUGGGCAACACACGGUGAUUCGAUGGAUCACCGACAAUCCUGGCCCUUGGUUCAUACAUUGUCAUAUCGACUGGCACCUUGAUGAGGGUUUUGCCGUGGUAAUGGCGGAAAGCCCCCAAGAUACUAGCCGACAUAUAAACCCCGUGCCCGAGGAAUGGUAUAACUUAUGUCCAAUCUACCACUAUUACACGGAAGUUGAGGGAGGUUUAGAUCUUUAUUGAACAAUCCUCGAUUCUCACAUUAGUGAGGAGGACUCUAGUCCUGCUAAUAAGGAUGUUAUUUAAUG
Suillus bovinus is the source of this 1989-nucleotide messenger RNA. RefSeq names its product laccase. NCBI's taxonomy places the organism in Eukaryota, Fungi, Basidiomycota, Agaricomycetes, Boletales, Suillaceae. The coding region runs from base 326 to 1924 and encodes 532 amino acids. Gene Ontology annotation, molecular function: copper ion binding; oxidoreductase activity. The transcript is spliced from 13 exons. The record is from RefSeq and is a predicted model, not a curated record.